Messenger RNA from Polychytrium aggregatum, 1063 nucleotides. RefSeq lists its product as uncharacterized. The record is from RefSeq and is a predicted model, not a curated record. Bases 233 to 802 code for a protein of 189 amino acids. NCBI's taxonomy places the organism in Eukaryota, Fungi, Chytridiomycota, Chytridiomycetes, Polychytriales. The transcript has 2 exons.
CACAGCUUAUUUCUGCCUCUACACCGUCUUCUCCGACCAAGGUAGGGCAUCCCUCCCGUAUGUCUGCUUCAGUGAUAGCCUGGGAAAGGCAUCACAUUCCCAUUUCCAUCUCCAUAUCCAGGGCAACCCGAUACCAAGACAAAUCACCAACCACACCCAGCCAGGCCGGAAAACAUCCGUCCAAGCAUCUGCAAAGCGCCUUUGAGAACCCUCCCCGCUCCCGGCUGUCCCGAUGUCUUCAUCAGGCUCGUCUCCACUCAGCCCACCGCCCGCCCCACCAUCCAACAGUGGCUUGCCUCUGUCGCUCAUCAUCGCCCUGUCCUGUCUCUUUGGUCUCCCCGGGCUUGGCCUUACCAUCAUGGGCCUGCGCGAGCUCCUGUUUUGGCUUCGCCGCAAGUCGACUCCAAAGCCCUGUCUAAACAUCAUCGAAGCCACAGCAAUCUCGGGGCUCGACACUUUCCCGUUCGCGACCGGAAAGCCGGGCAGCACCUUCAACGACCUCGAGGCCUGCAAGCUCUCCCCGACCCUGGAGCCAUUGUGCCGAAAGGCAAGCCUCGACUCGCUCAAGGGAACCGAGAAGGAGCUCAAGACAGCAGUGCUCAAGACAGCAGUGCUCACCACACCCGAUGGAUUCCACGGCAGCCACAAUGCCCUCCAUGACACUCUCCCAAGAAGCAACAGGCGCAGCAGCAUCCAGAGCGUACCUGAAGUCAAAGCGGUCGACUCGAGGUUCCUGACCGUUCCGUACCCGGAUGCAGCGUAUCCAGCACAGUCGGACGAUACCAUGGAUGAUUAUGAUUAGGCUGGCUGGCCGGCUGACUGUUCAUGGGGCAAUGGUGUCUCUGAGCCAUCCGCGAGAGCCAUUCGUGAUGGACAUCGGACCAUCGAGUCGGUAGAUAGGCGCAGGGUCUGUACUUUGCAUUCAAGGCACGCUGUAUUUUAGGUGCACUGGGUGUGAUGGCGAAGCAAGGCGAACAGGAAAGGAAAUCGCAGAAAGGGGAGAUAGCAGAUAGAUGCAGCUACAACGGCAACAGGUCCGUCCAUCAUUCAAGUGGCAGAGAUA